AUGGCAGCGCCUUCAGCCUUUUUCGAGCGCGUCUUCUGCCAGCGAUUGGCGCAUCCCACUUUCUCAGCCGCGAGAAAUGCUUCUCGCUUUUUCGCUGCGAGUCAAGGCCACGCUCAGAUUCAGCCUCUCUGCGCACCUCUCUGUUCGGCUUUGAGCUCUUCGCGCGCCACCUCAGUGCAGAGUGUGUUUAAGAAAGGGCAUUUUCUGUCGGAUUUGCUGCCUCAAACGCACGCGUCAGCGAUCGCUCCUUCGCAAGCACCGGCCCUCGUCGCGAAACGAGGCGUCGCGGGGGGUGCGUACUACUGGGCAAGAGACAGAGAAGUCCGAUACGACGAUGAAGCCGUUCAUGAAUGGAGAGAAAAAUUCAACAACCUCAAACCGUACGAUGACAAAGAACUCCGCGCGUGGCGUCGGGUUUUUGAUUCGAUGGACCGCGACAUGGACGGCUACAUCUCGCGAGCAGACUUGCAAAAGACGCCUGAUUUCACGCUGGCGAAGGCUCAGAAGCUGAAAUACUACGACACGGACAAGAACAACUUGAUUGACUUUGGCGAGUUUGUUGAAGCCCUGUACAAUGUAGACAAGGAAAUGUUUCUCGAGUCCUUCGAGGGCUUCGACCAGGUCGACAUUCAGCUGGAAUUCGACAAAUACGCCAUUGUCGACGACAUGUCUCCGACGAAGAAACAGAUCCCAGAAUCGCGAGUGAAGGAGAUGAUGCUGGACCACAAGUUCACGUGUGUAACGGCCUUGGAUGCGAAGCGCCUCUUCCAGGAAAUGGAUGUGAACAAGGACGGAGUUGUUGAUUUAGCCGAUUUCAAGGAGUGCGUCCAGCGACGGUGA
Messenger RNA from Neospora caninum, 840 nucleotides. RefSeq lists its product as hypothetical. The coding region runs from base 1 to 840 and encodes 279 amino acids. The record is from RefSeq and is a predicted model, not a curated record. Gene Ontology annotation, molecular function: calcium ion binding. The transcript has 5 exons. NCBI's taxonomy places the organism in Eukaryota, Apicomplexa, Conoidasida, Eucoccidiorida, Sarcocystidae.